Phasianus colchicus (ring-necked pheasant) is the source of this 1917-nucleotide messenger RNA. It is a transcript of the gene SH3GL3, whose product is annotated as SH3 domain containing GRB2 like 3, endophilin A3. Gene Ontology annotation, cellular component: presynapse; glutamatergic synapse; cytoplasm. The record is from RefSeq and is a predicted model, not a curated record. NCBI's taxonomy places the organism in Eukaryota, Metazoa, Chordata, Aves, Galliformes, Phasianidae. Gene Ontology annotation, biological process: endocytosis; synaptic vesicle uncoating. Gene Ontology annotation, molecular function: protein binding.
UAGUCCUUCGCGCGCGUCCAAUGGGCGGGUGACUCCGGCUGUGUCAUUUGCAUGGGCACGAACGGCGGCCAAUGGGGUGGCACCGCCGAGCCCGUUCGGAACGCGAUGUUUCCACCCGCGCGGGGCUCCGGGGCCGGCGGUGCGGGUGACACAGCGAGAGGCCGCGGAUCGCCGUCCGGAGCCGCCACCCGCCGGCAGCCGCCUCGGGGUACGGGCUCCGCGGGGAGCCGCCCGCGGCGGGAGGAUGUCCGUGGCGGGGCUCAAGAAGCAGUUUCACAAAGCCAGCCAGCUGUUCAGUGAAAAGAUAAGUGGAGCAGAAGGAACGAAAUUAGAUGAAGAAUUUCAAGAGAUGGAAAGGAAAAUUGAUGUUACAAAUAAAGCUGUGGCAGAGCUUCUGUCAAAAUCCACAGAAUAUCUUCAGCCAAAUCCAGCAUACAGAGCCAAGCUGGGAAUGCUGAACACUAUGUCAAAGAUAAGAGGACAAGUUAAAACCACAGGCUAUCCUCAGACAGAAGGACUCCUAGGAGACUGCAUGAUACGGUAUGGCAGAGAGCUUGGCGAUGAUUCUAUGUUUGGCCUUGCGCUGCUGGAUGCUGGUGAAAGCAUGAAGCAAAUGGCAGAGGUGAAGGACUCGCUUGAUAUUAAUGUCAAACAAAAUUUCAUUGAUCCCCUACAGUUACUGCAGGACAAAGAUUUAAAAGAGAUUGGGCAUCAUUUGAAGAAACUAGAAGGACGGCGUUUGGAUUAUGAUUAUAAAAAGAAACGUCUUGGAAAGAUACCAGAUGAAGAAGUUAAACAAGCUGUAGAAAAGUUUGAGGAGUCAAAGGAACUAGCUGAAAGAAGCAUGUUCAAUUUCUUAGAAAAUGAUGUAGAGCAAGUUAGCCAGUUGGCUGUGUUUGUAGAAGCAGCACUAGAUUACCACAAACAAUCUACAGAAAUAUUGGAGGAUCUGCAGAGCAAGCUGCAAAACCGAAUAAAUGUAGCAUCUAGUCGGCCUAAACGUGAAUUUAAGCCCAAACCUGUAAUAACUACAACUCUGGAAACUGGUGAUAAUCAGCAGCACAAUGGGAUUGCAUAUAGUUCCUCUAUAAAGUCAUCAGGUUCUUCAAUGCACGUGGAUCAGCCUUGCUGCCAAGCUCUCUAUGACUUUGAACCAGAAAAUGAAGGCGAGCUUGGGUUUAAGGAAGGGGACAUCAUAACGUUGACCAAUCAGAUUGAUGAGAAUUGGUAUGAAGGGAUGUUAAAUGGAGAGUCUGGCUUCUUCCCAAUUAAUUAUGUUGAAGUGAUGGUACCCUUGCCUCAGUGAUUGUGUCAUUCAAGCUGUGAACAUGAUUUCAUGACUGAAAUGGAUUCACAAAUGUUCUGUCAGUGUGGCAUUCUGUGAAAGCCUUGCUAUUUGACUGACUUACUGACUUUUGUAUGCGUCUUUUUAAAAUGUAUUUAUUUUAUAUUCCAAAAAAAUUUACCUUCCCUGACACCAUCAACCUGCAAAAAAACCCAUACUCAGUUUUUUUGCUUUGUGCCUUGAAGAUCACUGUAUGAAGUGUUUACUGGUAGCUCACUGUUGCUCCCAAAAUGCAUUUAUUUGCUAUUAUUGUAAAUGGUUUUGUUUUUUCCUUUUUUUUUUUUUUUAAAGUCUUUGGUUGCAAUGAUUUUACUAUUAAAAACAAUUUUUAAAAAUACUGUAAGUGAAGCUAACUGUAAUGAGUUCCUAAGUUACUGAUAUCAUUGAGCCCUUUCCAUCUAUCACACUGUAAAUUAUUGUGAACAAGUUAAUCCAUGUUUCACAUUGUAUGUUGACAAAAGGCAAAGUGAUUGUUGUCAAUAUUAUGAUGCUGUUGUACUAAGUACAAGUGCUCAGAAUUGAAGAUUCCUAUAAUUUGCUGACCAAACUUAAUAAAUAUGUCGGUGGGAUAA